GGGGCUUGGCGCAACGACCCUGGCCUCUACACCGUGAUAACUCCAAGCCAGAGGGUGCAGGGUGGCUGCUGGGCUGGGGAAGGAGGGGCUGGGCUGUCUGAGCUGGGGGCAGCGGCAGGGUGGAAGGGACCCCAGGCAGGGGACAUCGGCUGCACCCAGGCUCUGACCUCAGCUGACUCUGAUGGCCCACAUGGGGUGCAAGGUCUAAUUUUAGCUCCAGCCACAAGGCUUACAGCCCAGGAGUGGCUGCCAGCGGGCACCGGGGUGGCCAGGGCUGCUCAGGCAAGAGGAAGAGUGGGAAGACCAGCCCUGCUUCCCUCCAGGCUGUCCCUGGCCACGUUGCCCCUGAGGGAUCCCAGCUGGUCCCCUAUGGCCUGGCUGACAGCCCUCCUCUCAGUUGAGGGCAAGGUCAGGGGGUGCAACCAGGAGGGUAGAGGGACACGGCCUUGCCUCCUGGGCAGGGGUUGCAUCAGCCUGAGUCUAGCCCAGGGACUGGGGGCCCUGCUAGGAGGAAGAAGUUUAACUUGGUUGUCCAAAGGGCGAGCAAGCAGAGUUCUGAGCGCAGGAAGGCAAGUCCAGCAAGCUGGGUGCUGCCUGGCUGCCUCAUGUCUGGCUGGUGACUCGCUGUUUGACCUCAGGCAGACAGCCUGCUCCCGAUGGGCCUCGGUCUUCCCAUCUGUACAAUGAGAGCGCUGGAUUAUUAGAAGACCGGUCGACUUUUCUCCCACCCCAGGGCCCUGCUCUUCCUGCUCCUGGCAGAGGCCUCCCAGCAUCCCCAGUCCUGGCUGUGGGUGGCCACAUGCAGUCGUGGAGAAGAACGUCCCUCUGGCUGGCACUAUCAGCCUCCUGGCUUCUCCUGGUCCUCCUGGGAGGCUUCCCCCUUCUCCGCGUGGCAGUGCCCCCCAGACCUCGGUCAGUGGCCCCCCAAGGCUGGCCCCACUGGCUGGACGCAGAGCUCUUGCAGAGUUUCUCCCAGCCUGGGAAGCUCCCAGAAGAUGCCCCUCAACCUCCUCAAGCCCCUCGUAGUGGCAGCUGCAACUGGGGAGCCUGCUUUGACACCUCGAGGUGCAGGGGUGAUGGCCUCAAGGUAUUCGUGUACCCAGCGGCUGGACCCAUCUCUGAGACUCAUCGCAGGAUCCUGGCUUCCAUUGAGGGCUCCCGUUACCACACGUCCAGCCCCACUGAGGCCUGCCUCCUCCUCCUCCUCAGCCCGGACGCCCCAGCUGAAGAGUGCAGCCCGGUGCCUCCGUGGUGGAACAGGGGCAGGAACCAUCUGGUUCUCUGCCUGCACCCAGCCCCCUGCCCCUGGACCUACCAGCUGGGGCAGGCUAUGGUGGCCAAGUCCAGCCCCAUGGUGGACUCUUUCCGGCCUGGCUUUGACGUGGCCCUCCCUUUUCUCCCUGAAGCCCACCCGAUGCGAGGUGGGGCUCCUGGCCAGCUGCGGCAGCACAGCCCCCAGCCUGGGGUAGCCCUGCUAGCCCUGGCAGGGGAGAAGGGUGGAUGGCACCCAGCUGGCGCCGACACCUCCGCCUGCCCCUGGGAUGGGCGCUGUGAGCAAGACUCUGGAUCCAAGCAGGCCCAGCACAGGGAAACGCUGCCCAACGCCACCUUCUGCCUAGUCCCCGGCCGCCGUCCUGAGGCCUCCUGGCGCUUCCUCCAAGCCCUGCAGGCUGGCUGCAUCCCGGUGCUUCUCAGUCCCCGCUGGGAGCUGCCCUUCUCCGAGGUCAUUGACUGGACCAAGGCGGCCAUCGUAGCUGACAAGAGGCUCCCAUUUCAGGUCCUGGCUGCCCUCCAGGAGAUCUCCCCUGCACGGCUCCUUGCCCUACGCCAGCAGACCCAAUUUCUGUGGGAUGCCUACUUCUCCUCGGUGGAGAAAGUCAUCCACACCACUCUGGAGAUUAUUCAGGACCGGAUCUUUGGAGCAUCUGCUCACCCCUCGCUGCUGUGGAAUAGCCCCCCAGGGGCACUGCUGGCCCUACCCACUUUUUCCACGAGCCCUCGGGACUUUCCCUUCUACCACUUGCAACAGGGCUCCCGCCCUGAGGGCAGAUUCAGCGCCCUGAUCUGGGUAGGGGCCCCAGGCCAGCCCCCCCUGAAGCUCAUCCAGGCGGUGGCAGGCUCCCAGCACUGUGCCCAGAUCUUGGUUCUCUGGAGCAGUGAGAGGCCACUCCCAUCCAGGUGGCCAGAGACAGCAGUGCCCUUGACAUUCAUUGAUGGGCACAGGAAGGUCAGCGAUCGCUUCUUCCCAUACAGCACCAUCAGCACCGAUGCCAUUCUCAGCCUCGAUUCCCACAGCAGCCUCUCCACGAAUGAGGUGGACUUUGCCUUUCUGGUAUGGCAGAGCUUCCCAGAGAGGAUGGUGGGCUUUCUGACGUGGAGCCACUUCUGGGAUGAGGCCCAGGGUAGCUGGAGCUACACUGCUGAGAGGACCAACGAAUUCUCCAUGGUUCUCACCACAGCUGCCUUCUAUCAUAGGUAUUACCACACUCUCUUCACCCACUCCCUGCCCGAGGCUCUGAGGACCCUGGCAGAUGAGACACCCAACUGUGUGGACGUCCUGAUGAACUUCCUAGUAGCGGCAGUCACCAAGCUGUCCCCUAUCAAGGUGCCCUAUGGCAAGCGACACCAGGAGGCUGCUCAAGAGGCGCCUGGGGGCCCCAGGUCUGGGCCGAAGUCACAACCCUCAGGCCCGGACUGCAUCAACCAGAUGGUGGCGGCGUUCGGCCACAUGCCUCUAGUGUCCUCCCGUCUGCGUCUGGACCCGGUGCUGUUCAAGGACCCGGUGUCGGUGCAGCGCAAGAAAUACCGCAGCCUGGAGAAGCCCUAGGAGGGACCGCGGAGACGCCAGUCCUGC
Molecule: messenger RNA, 2854 nt
Organism: Carlito syrichta (Philippine tarsier)
Lineage: Eukaryota; Metazoa; Chordata; Mammalia; Primates; Tarsiidae
Gene: EXTL1
Product: exostosin like glycosyltransferase 1
Exons: 11
Coding region: 800-2827 (675 amino acids)
Cellular component (GO): membrane
Molecular function (GO): glycosyltransferase activity
Source: RefSeq, a predicted model, not a curated record